UUUCAGAUGGAAAAAAUAUGUUCAAGGAUGUAAAUAAGUUGAGAAGUUUUAAAAUGUUGAAGGCUUCAGCGUGUACCGUUCAGUUUAUCAGUUCUACAAGAAAUUUCCACAGUAGACAAACUUGUGAUGAAGUUCGUGUACGUUUUGCUCCUUCUCCAACCGGUAAUUUGCAUUUGGGUGGCCUUAGAACGGCACUUUACAACUUUUUGUUUGCUCGAUCGCAAGGAGGCAAAUUCAUUCUGCGAAUCGAAGAUACUGAUCAACAACGUUUGGUACCUGGUGCUGUGCAACAGAUAGAAGCAACACUGGAUCGGUACGAGCUUUUUCGGGAUGAAGGACCUUCUAAUAGUGGGAAAUUCGGACCAUAUUUACAAUCUGGAAGGAAGGCAAUUUAUCGAGAUGCUGUCGAACAACUUAUUGAUAGUCGCAAUGCAUAUCGAUGCUUUUGUACAAAGACACGUUUGGAUAUGUUGCGUCGAGAAGCGGCUAGACGUCAUGAAGUGCCUAAAUAUGACAACCAUUGUCGUGAACUGACUGAUGAGGAAGUCAAGAAAAGGCUGGAGAAUGGUGAAAGUUAUGCUGUCAGAUUCAAGUUUGAAAGAAAGGAAGUACAUUUCAAGGAUCAAAUUUUCGGUGAAAUAACGCAGAAAAGCAGUGAAGGAGAUUUCAUUCUGAUGAAGACUGAUUCAUUUCCAACCUAUCAUUUGGCGAAUGUUGUCGAUGAUCAUCACAUGCAGAUCAGCCAUGUGAUACGUGGUUCUGAAUGGCUUACGUCUGUUUCGAAGCAUAUACAACUUUAUCAGGCUUUUGGAUGGUUGUCUCCUAUGUGGAUUCAUCUUCCAUUGCUUGUAAGAAAUAGCAGCAAGAAACUUUCAAAACGUGACAAGGAUGCUUUUGUGGAAUUUUAUGAUAUUGAUAAAGGAUAUUUGCCAAUUGCGGUGCUGAAUUAUCUGUGUCGAAAUGGAAGUGGUAUUCAAGAUUUCGAUUUAUCGAAGCUCUACACGCUGGAUGAGAUGAUAAGAAAAUUCAACGUUUAUUUAAUUGGCAAACGAAAUAUAAUGUUGGAUCAAUUGGUUCUUGAUGCAUACGGUCACAAAGCGAUACAGAAUGCUGACGUUGAUAAACAGUUGGUCCCAGAGAUUAUGAAGCGUCUUCAGAGGACAUUUCCAGAAGCUGCCGCAGAAUUGAUUGCCGAUUCUGAUUAUGUCAAGAAGGUCCUUGAUUUGUUUAGACGAACGGAUCAGAAGCUAUGUUACUUGGAACAGUUAAUCAGUAGUGACUUUAAGUAUUACUUCUUACGACCAACUAGUCCGGAAAAAACACUUUCUGAGUUUGAUGCGCACAUAGUAUCGUCCAUUCUCAGUAGUUUUAUGGAUUGCGGAGAUUGGAAUAUGGAUUACAUGAAAACGUUGGCUUCCAUACAUGGUAUCAAAUGUCCCCAAAUAUUUCGAAUUAUACGUUUAGCGUUAAUCGAUUGCCAAAGUGGACCACCGGUUAUGGAACUAUUUGAGUUCUUCGGAAAAAAGGAAUGUAUGAAGAGAUUUUCGACCAUGAUUGAAAUGUUAAAAGAAUCGAAACUGUCAUCAACACUCUAGUUGUUUGAUGUUAACUUUAUGUAUUUUUAUUCAUCCGAUUGUUACUAUUAUCAGUGUUAAUUUUGUGCACUUUCUUUUUCUUUUUUAGAUUAAUUCAUACGAAUAUCGUACCAAAUUGAAACCUAGUGGAAAAUAUUUCGACGAAAUGAAAAACUUAUAAUAAAAAUAAGAAACAUUAGAAAGACUAGUAAUAUGCAACUGAUG
Loa loa (African eye worm) is the source of this 1799-nucleotide messenger RNA. Its product is annotated as glutamyl-tRNA synthetase. The record is from RefSeq and is a predicted model, not a curated record. Gene Ontology annotation, biological process: glutamyl-tRNA aminoacylation. Gene Ontology annotation, molecular function: tRNA binding; glutamate-tRNA ligase activity; zinc ion binding. The coding region runs from base 18 to 1595 and encodes 525 amino acids. Lineage: Eukaryota; Metazoa; Nematoda; Chromadorea; Rhabditida; Onchocercidae. The transcript is spliced from 7 exons.